AUGGUAUCAUUCAUACAGGUAUUUUUCGGUUUCUUGAUCGCAGUAAAUGCGGACGAGGGAUUUAAUACCGGUUGCGUUACAAAAUGCUCGGUGACCUUUGACCAUAACUUGUCCUGCUUCAACAAGACUCGAGAUUUCUUUGAAAAAGACCUAUUCGACACUAUGCAAAACUAUGUGAGGAGUUGGGUUUUGUCGGGACUUUCUAAAGACAAAGACGCGAAGACAAUAUCGCAGUCUACGAUUAAUGGGAUGAAAAAGGACAAAGUGUUCAAUCAAAAAGAUUCUGAUGAAAUGUAUGGGCCUGGUGAUGCGCAAUCGAUUGCAGAUGCCUUGGCAGAACUCAUCAAGAAACAAGAGGGCGCCAACGUCAAUGGAAAUCUUUCAUGUCCACUUGGUUGUGAAGAAUCCAUGACCCCGUGGCUACCAAUUUUUGUAGCAUCCGCUGCUCUUAAUCUUGUCUUCUUCAUCCUUGCUGCUGGCGCUAUGCUAUUAGCAACCAAACGCGAGGAACGACAAGCCGCCAAAAUCUUCCAAGAAGCCCUCAUCACCAGCCAUGGCAUCAAGAAAGAA
Molecule: messenger RNA, 570 nt
Organism: Mesorhabditis spiculigera
Lineage: Eukaryota; Metazoa; Nematoda; Chromadorea; Rhabditida; Rhabditidae
Source: the annotation of a GenBank genome assembly